GUUAACUUUUCAAAUGUAAAAUUACUAUAAAAAGUUUUUAUUUUUAUUUUUAAAAAUCUGGCUCAGUGCUUAUUUCGUUUCUUUAAAAAAAAAUAAUGAAGAGGAAAUAGCUUUAGCCAAGAGUGGCAUAGACUAAUAAUAAUAAAAACAAACAAAGGUGACCAAAAACAACGACAAUGGCUGAUGGACUUGGGAGAAUAUUAUCUAAACCUGUAUUUGAACCAGAACAGUGUAAGUAAAAGCUUAUGGCUUAUGAAGACUGGUAUGGAUAACAUCAGAUGAGUUACACAUUAAAAAAGCCAAAAGUUCAAAAGGGGGUGUGGCACUCACUAAAUUAAAUAAAUAAUUCAUUACUCAUUAUAGUAUUUACUGAACUGAGUAUUUACAUGAAACCUUUCCUUUCCAUAGCCCAUUUUGAAAAACUCUGCCCUAACUCACUAUGGCACGAUCCAUUUCUUAACAAAAACACUUUAAAAUAGCACACUAAGUGAACUACAUAUGAAAUACCCAACAGUUUCCCUUCUUUCUGCUGAGGUGGGACAAAAUCAGGUUUCCCCUGUGAAUUAUAGCACAUGUGGUGCUGGCACCAAAUUACAUCAUGAGCUAGGUUUGCAUAAUUUUUGCUUUGCCAAUCAGUCUGCUAUCCAUGUGUCACUACAAAGCAUCUGAAUAUGUCGUAGUCUUAGCUACUAUUUUUAGUCAACCGAUCUUAUUUGGUUCUAAACAUCCCUGUUUAUCAUCGAAAUUGGCUAGAUACACACCACUGGACAGAACUAUUAAAUAAAUUUCACCAUUUUUUUGUAUCUUCAUCGUAAACGGCUCUCGAUGACAAUCAUUAUGCCUUAUAUGAGAGAAUUAAUUUUCUGUUAUCUUUAAUGUAACAAUCAAAGUGUAUUAUCCAGCCAUUCUCUAGAAUGCCUAGGCAAAGUGUAUAAUAUAAUGGCUUAUGUAUUUCACACUUUGACGAUGCAUUCUAAUUCUAUAGAAUGGCUGGAUUACACACUUCGCCUGUAACACUUAAAUAAAUGAAUAUAUCUAAUAGUUUUUUUAUGUAAUCAAAUUCUAGAAUAAAGAAAUGAUUACAAUACCAAAAAUUUAAUGUAAGUUUGCUUCCACCUAAUAUGACUAGUAGGGGUACUUGGCCUACAAUAUCAAAAAAAAUAGUUCUUGUAGGUUUAUAGUAUAUAGCCAUUUGAGAGCAUGAUAAUGAUGAAUGUCAAUGAAUUAAUCAAUUGAAUAAGCCUAAGGAUUCCAAACUAAAAAGAAUAAAAAAAUAAUUUUAAAAAUAUUAAAGAAAAUUUUACCAUUCCUCACGAUUUUUUUUCCACAAUACUAUUUAGCUUUGACUAUGACAACGUAAUGAUAAAUCAAAAUGUAUAUCACAAAUGAAUGAUUUUAAUAAACCUAGGGUUCCCAAUUUAAAAAAAAUUAAAACAAAAAUAAUAAUAAAUAUUACCAUUCCCCUAGUUGUUUUUUUCCAAAAAUCUAUUUAUCUUUCUUUUGCUUAAUUGAAAUUUCAUUUUUGGAAAUAUUGAACAAGUAAGCCAACAUGCAGCUGUGAACAGUGUUUGCAGAGGAUUUGUUAUAUAUUAAACGAUGACAGCAAGACAUCAAGCAGCAAUGAAUAUGGGAUUGCCAGCCGACAGAUAGGGUGACAAUGUAACAUCUGGUAGAAGACCGAAGGCCUCAGUCACUUUUAGCCUAAGAGCCAAAAGUCUCAAUCACUUUCAGCCAAAAAUAAACCGAAAGUGCGCCAAAAGUGAUCAAAUGUCAAUUUUCGGUGCUGAAACCGAAGCCGAAAUUUGGUCAGUCUCUAGACUGGAAUAAUGUGAUUUGCAUGUCCACCUAAAUAUUAAUUAAUAUCUAUAGCAGAUACACGUCUGCAAAACAUAGUGAUCGCAGAUUGCAGUAUAAAGGUUAGUCAUCUACUUUUUACCUUCAGUUACAUUUUUUUGAGGCCAACUUAACUUGAUCCCACUAGACGCGUGAUGCAAGUAGUUAUACAUUAUAUAUACUGUAUGUUUAUUUAAUUACUAUUAAGAUAUUGUACUAUUUUGUGACGAUAUUAAACGAUUUUAGGAAUUUGAGGGUAAACAGGUCUGCAUAAAGUUUUGUAUGAAUUUGAGAUUGGAAAGUACUAUUCUGAUAUUAUAUUGUACUAUUUUGGAAGUUCCAGGGUAACCAGAUCUGUAAAACAUCUGUGUCAUGGACCCUCAAGGAUCUCUCUCCAUUGUUCUCUGUCUGUCACCACACACUGAAUGGCCUUUCAAGUCAUUUCAUCACUCCAGACUCCUUGUAUUUCCUUUGCAUCCCUUGUUUGUUGCUUUUCAUUGCUUACUAGGCAAUGCUUGAAGGCCCUUUCCUGAUUUUGAGCCGAAUCCAGUGUUUUCUUUUUAAGAUGUCAUAUGCUGUUUGUAGAGCAUUAACUUUGCAAAAAGUUUGCAUUAGUUAUCUUUCCUACAUAAGGAGAUUAUUAAACAUAAUAUAGAUAUAAAAUGACAGAAGAGUUUGUUGUUUUUUCUAUUCAGUCUAAGUUUUUUUUGUUUUGUUUUUUUAAGUUUCAACUGUAAAUAGGUUUUGUAUUCUAAAAUAAUUUUAUUUUCAACAAACAGACAUUUAAUCUAAUCUUACAAAUUCCUCUUUCAGUCAUAGCAAAGCUGUCAGGAGAUGGAGAAGAUGCUUUACUUGACAUGAAAGCAAAGAUUCACAUGCUCAAUGAUGAAACAGCACAAGCACUUAAGAAAAAUGUGUACAAAAACUACUCUCAGUUUAUUGAAACUGCAAGAGAAAUUUCAAGUUAGUCAAUUGAGAUAAAUUAUUUUAUAUUUAAACAUUUGCUGUUUAAAUAGAGACUGAAUGUAAUAUUUGCUUUGUUUAAUUUCUAUUUCAAACCAAUUUAAUUUUAGGAUCCUAUUAAUAGUCUUACUUGCAUUUGUUAUUUCUUGUUUUAUAUUGUCUGCUGAAGAAGACAUAUACUUAAAACAUCCAUUUAAGUUUCCUGUCUUUUCUUUUCAAGCCUAAACAUAUCUUGACCCACUAUUUAUUUGCUCACAUUAAGAAGGUGGAAAACACAAAUGAUAAGAUGCUGGUUUGGCUCUUUAGAAUCUUGAGGUUGUUUUAAGUGGGGAAAAAAUUGUUCUUCUAUCAAGGCUAACAUUUUUGUUUAAUUGUUCCUGCUUGUACACAAAUAUUUUCUUAUAUCCAGUUCUUGAAGGUGAGAUGUAUCAACUGAGCCACAUGCUGUCAGAUCAAAAAACUGAAAUGACUAAAAUGAUGGAGUUAUCUUUGGUUAGUGAUAGAGGUAAAGAUUGUUUUAGUUGGCUGUAGAUAGUUCUUGAAGUUUAAACAAUGGUAGAUCAUAGUUCAGGUUAUUGGUGAUAUUUUGGGAAUUGGGCAAACUCAUCUUUGUGUGGGCCGAAAUUAAAGUUUGCCUACAUAUCCUAAUUUGUCUGCUGAUACAGUUUUCAUAACAGUGCCCCUUCAUUACUAGGUGACAAGUAAGUGCUGAAAUAUUAAUUUUAUCAGACAUUUAUAUUUUUGUGAUACUCGUAUUAAUAAAAAAGUAAUUUUAAUCAAACUGUAUUAUACAAUUAUAAUUGUAAUAUUUUAAAUAUAAUAGUCAGCAUUAAAAAAAUGUGUUAAUGAGUAGGUUUUGUUGUGCUGUUUUAUAAAUUAAUAAGCUAUAACUUGUUUGAAGAUUGCUAAAUUUUUUUUGAGGAAAUGAGUGAAACAAAGUAUGGGAAAACCUGAAAAAAGAAAUGCAACAAAACAAUGAACAUCUCACAAAAGUCAAGCUCUGACAUGCAAAGUCCAUGAAGACGAAAUUAUUGAGAAAAGGGGAUAUAGUCUUUGACAGAUGUUCUGAACUUCUCCGUAAUAUUAUGCAAGAUAAGCAGUGACUCGUCUCUAAAUACACUUCAAUACAAAAUCACCCAAACGGGUGAAUUUGGAAAACAAGCUGAUCCAUAAUUAUGAAUUUCAUGGUCUCAUUCACAGUUUAAACUUUGGUCUGCCCCUCCUUGUAGCGACCAAUCACAGACAACUUACUUCUCCUCUUUUCUUUCCCUUUUAUCUGUUGUUUAAUCUCUCAAACUACUUAUUUUCUGUCACAAUUCUCUUGCUGCCCUCUCGGAUACUACAUUUCAGCUAAGUGUUAUUUUUAUUUAAUUCUGUUUUUACUGUUGUUUGUUGCUGAUGAAGGCCUUUUGUCAACACAUGCGCUGUUUUGUUGCGUUCCUUUUUUUCAGAUUUUCCAAAAUUUUGUUUCACUCAUUUCCUUUUUUUGCAUUUUUGAUUGCAGUCUCCCCCCUUAUUCCUAUUUUUUUUUUAAUUUUGUGAUUGAUCCAAUAUAUAGCUAUGGUUCAAGGUUCAAAGGGUGAGGAUGAAGACAAAACCAGUCCAGAGGAAGAGACUCGGCGUAACUUAGCUUUUCUACUAGAGAAAGUUGAAGGAUGCUCUGUAAGGAAACAUAUAUGAUUAGCAAGAUUGGCCAUAAUCAUGAAAUUGUCAAUAAUAUAAUACGGAAAUGGCCACACUUAGAGAAAAAUAGUGUGUGUUUUGGUUGGGGGGGUGAUGUGAGCUGGCCAUUUACGAUAGUAAAUUAUAUCAAUUUUUUUCUGAUACACAAAUGCAUAAUUAUUUUUCCUUUCCAAAUAAGUACUGUCUUGACUACUUAAUCAACUAUGGUACAAAUAGUUAACUAGUUGUAAAAUGAACAUUUCUAUCACUUAAAAAAAACAUAUUAGUUUGUCCUUCUAGGAUUUUUACAUUGGGUCAGCACUAUGGGACAAUAUACAUAGAUGUAUUCAAAAAAUUCCAACUAGUUCUUAAUUCCUUCAUUUAAUAUAAUUGACAAAAUCAGUUUUUUAAUGAUGGUGCAUUUUAACAUCAGCAUUUUUUAUAAAAAAUCAUGACAGAGUGUUGUAGAUGCACCUGGAAGACAGUUGGUUCAUGAUGGAGACCUUGUUGAAUUGGACACAGAGACGCAUAGUCAAAUCCAUAGAGUUCACGCUUUUCUCCUCAAUGACAGUCUCAUGAUAGCCACAUGGAUUCCACAAAGGUAACAAUUCACUUAUCAUUUUAACUGAUUCAAAUAUAGUAUUUAAAGAAAGUUUUUUAACAAGUGAUCAUUCCUGAAUUAUUUUUGUAACUUAUUACAUUUAGGAUUUUUUCUUUCUCAGUGUUAGUGAGCUUUGCCGGUCCUGAAUAUUUCAUUCGGUAUCAGUUGGUUUCCUUGAUUAAAGACCAGAUAGCAACACUGGUACAUGUAUUUCAGCUUUGUAUAAAUUCACACAUAAAUGCCUGAUAUUGACAUUUCUUUUACAUGACAGGAGAGGUCCUAUGAGAUACAGAUUUCAAGGGUUAUAUGAGCUUGAUGGCCUCGCUGUGGUCAAUGUGCGGGACACUGGGCCAGUCAAAAAUGGUUUUAAAAUUUUGAUGUUCCCUGAAUCACACAUGUACCAAACAGAUACAGCCAAAGCCAAGGUACAUAACAUCUUUACUAUUCUCAUCAGUUUACAAUGUCUUUCCACUGUUGGGAGAAUAGCUGUCCUUUGAAAAAGCUUACUAAAUCAGUUAGGCAACAGUUGAAUGGUUAUAUUUUCGCUGAAAAAAUAUCAUGGUUCAUUGGCAUUAUGGUGAUUAAUUCUUACUUUUCAACAGAGGCAAUGGCUUGAUGCCCUAGAGGACACCAAGAAAAAGAAAGCAGUGAAAGAUAAGCAAAAGAAAGAAGCUGCUACAAGAUUAGCUGAGCAACAACUAAUGGCAGCACUCGCUUCCCCUGGCGAAUCUGAUCUUUCUAAAAGUAAUAGUUGGUCGACUUAUGUACCUUGUACCUUAUUACCUGCCUGUAUGUAAUGUCUUUUAUCCUUUGAUUUAUUAAAUCCUGUUUCCUUUCUUUAAAAUAAAUUUUAUCCAUCAAAGUUACACAAAAUAUAAUAUUUAUUUCUACUAGGUUUUAGUGAUGACAAGGAAGAACCCGUUGACAGAGAUUUUCUGUCUGCUGAUUGGUUGCAAGAACUACCAGAGGAUCUAGAUAUGUAUAUUGCACAGCGUAAUUUUGAAGGGGCUGUUGAUCUUGUGGAAAAGGGUAAAACCUCUAUUAUUAUAGCCAAAAUCUUAGCAUUAAUUUUUGUUAUUAGUGAAAAUUAUAAAUUUCCAAAUAUAAUCUGAAAACUAAAACUGAAAGAUUUAAUAAGCUUUAAGAAGUUUUACAUUUUUUAAUUAAUCUAUGAAAUAUAAAGCUAUAUUUGUUCUUGCUUCUGUUUUUUGUAGCAUCUAAGAUAUAUUUACACGUUAAUUGGUUUAGAGAUUAUAGUUAUUAUUGAUUUUAUCAUUUAAAUGUCUUCAUUCAAUUUUUAUUUCAGUCUAUGACCACUUAACAGUGUGUCCCAAAGGUCCAGCAUUAAAAGAAUUCAGGUAAUUUCUACCUGUGUUUCUGGGUUACUUGGAUGACUAUUUUUAUAACAAUGUCUUUAUUUUACCAGUACAGUACUAUUUUCUUUAUGAUUUUCAUAAAUAAAAGUUUGAAUAUUUAUCUCUACAAUUCUUACAAUAGAAAGAACACCAAUAAGCCUUUAAAAAAUAUGGAAAGUAUGAUUUCAUGUAGUAUAUUACAGUAAUAAGUUACCAAAGUAACUUUAUACAGCAAAAAUUUCAACGUCUUUCUCGGCAUCCGGUUUUCAUCCAUAAAACUUGGAACACAAGCAAAAUUAUUUAGCUCAUGUAGUUUAUUACAGUUAAAAUAACAUUGAUAAUUUGAUAACUUAUACUGGGGAGAUGUACCAACUUAUACUGGGGAGAUGUACCAACUUAUACUGCAGAGAUGUACCAACUUAUACUGGGGAGAUGUACCAACUUAUACUGGGGAGAUGUACCAACUUAUACUGGGGAGAUGUACCAAAGCCAAAUUUGGGUCAGCUAAAAUUCCUGCCAACUUCCCGAGAAAGUCAGGACACUACAGGGAGAUUGAAUGCCUCUAAGUCACCUAGUCGUUUGAUGGUCUUGACCAGCAAUUUAAUCGCUGCGAAUACAUGAACUCUUCUUGUCCUAAAUUUAAAUCACUUCAUGACAAGGUCACAUUGAAUGUAUAAAAAAGAGUUCAUGGAUAGUUGGUUUAUUUUGACCUAUUUUGCAUAGAUCUUUUUAGCCUUUUAAAUAUUAGCAUCCAUGAUAUUAAAUAUUAGCAUCCAUGAUAUUGCUUAUAAAUUUUAUAGCUUUGAAAAUUUUUGCCCAAAUCAUUUUUGCCCAGAGCAAGGAUAGAGCACAGAGUCAAGCAGCUGACUGAUGGUUUGAUGAGUGAGUUGCAAGUCUCCCCAGAAAGGUCACUCAGAGGAGGGCCUAGAGCUGCCAGGAGAGCUGUCACUCAACUCAUCAGACUCGGGAAGUCAGCUCAGGUUUCACAUGUUCUAUAUGAUUUUAAGUGUUAUGUGUAGGAGGGUUCAUUAAUCAUUAAUGAUUAUUAAUUGAUGUUACCACUGCCGGUUCAUUUUUCUAAUGUAAUGGGUUUGUGGCUAGGACCAGCAUGAUCGUCACACCUAAUGACUCAUCUUUUUUUAUUUGGAUUGUAUUUUACGUUAAUGAUGAUUUUUCAAGGAGCUAGUGAUCAUCAAGCUUGAUGAAUUUGUUUAAAGACUUUGGUUUUUGAUCAAUUUUUAGCUUUUUAUUUUACUUUUGAAAUGAAGUCCUGAAAAAACAUGAGACUGUAUUGAAAUAUAUAAUUUAAAUCUGUCAUUUCAUUUUUACCCUAAUUACACGGCUAAAAUUAACAAAAAUUCUCCUUAGCUGAUAUCUUUGUAUUACAGGCAUGUGAGCUUUUCUUAAGAAACCGCAGUGCAAUCAUCAAAUACAACAUCAGACAACUUAAGUUUGAAGGGGCAACAACCCUCUACAUACGCUGCUUAUGUAUGGUUUUCUUCUCAUCUCUCUCUGACACAGCUAAAGAGUUUAUCAAGGCAUUUCCUGGUCAUUUUGGCUGUUAUUCAGGUAAGAGAUGUGACUGAUAACACAGAUUAGUUAUUCAUGAUUAAUUUAUAUUUUAUUUUUUGUCAAGUAAUGACAAAUGGUGCUAUUGUGUAUUUCUUAUGUCUGUGAGAGUAAAAUCAUUUUUUAAAAAUAAUUAUUUUAUUUCAUUAGUUAAAUCAUUUGCAUAGAAAUUCAAAAUAUGUGUUGAGUAUUACUGCUCUUAUCCGUCUAUUAACUUUGAAGUGAGUUGCUUUUUAAGCUCUUACUUAACAACAGCCUCUGUUUUAAUCUCCAGCUUUUGUGAUCUGGGCAAAACAAGAGCUGCAAACAUUUUUUAGUAUUUUCCGCCGUCAAGUGUUUGAGAGCAAAGCAAGUCUCACCACUAUUGCUGACUGUGUAGUUUUGGCAAGGAAUCAGUGUCAAGAGGUAAUCAAUCAAAAAUAAGUUGUUAACUAGAUUUUCAAUGUCAUGUUUUUCUUUUAAUGUUCUCAAAAAAAUAUAUUACAUUUAAGGUUACAGAGCAUGCAAAUUCCACCAAUAACAGCACUGUUCGAAGCUCAAUACCCCAAAGUCCACUAAUAAUAACACUGCUUGAAGCUCACGACCACAAACUCUACCAAUAACUACUCUUGUCAUUUUUCCACUAUAUUUACAUCUUUUCAGUUGGGUUCCAUUGGCCUCGAUGUCAAGUUUUGCCUAACUAUCCUCUUAGAAAAUUCUAUACAAAAUAUGAUUGAAGAAACUAGGGAUCAGCUAAUAGAUGGUGUUAAAUACAGGGCUAAUGUAAGUGUUUAUCUCUUUUAAGGGAAUAACUGUCAGUGUUCUAGUGAAGUCUGGUUUUUUUUUUUUUAAACUCUUUUUUUUUUUUUAAAUUAAGAUUAUGCAUUUAAUUUAAGAAUAAAGAUGUGAAGUCUUGUUACACUUAUUUUGCCUGAAAUUUACCAAUUCACUUGUCUGAAUAAAGUGCAAAGAAUAAUUUUUUAAAAUGUAAAAUUCUAUUUAUCUGUAACUGUUUGGUCUCAAGAAUUAUCGACGUUAAAUUGCAAUUGUCGGAUUUAAAAUAUUAUUAAAAUGUAGUGAAUACAAUUUUAUGAUCAUAACAUUUGAAGCCUCGGGAGAUGUCCUUUUCUUGAAAAGACUCUGAUUUUACAUUUAAAAUUACCUAUAAUUUUUUUUAAUUCAUCAAAAACUUUGUUUUUUUUAUGCUCCUCAUAUAAUACAAUGCUAUCUUUCUUACUUUUUUUGCUUUUGGUGUAACAUUGUGUAUAUAUAUGUUCUGUAUACCAGGAUGACUUAUGGAGACCUAUGAACCACCUCUCCCAGACAGACUGUGAUAAAUAUGUAGCAGAAGUUGCUGCCCUUGGAUUUGAUAUUAAACCAUAUGUUUAUGGUAAGAUCAAUGUCUUUUGUUGUAUAGCAUUAAUGCCAAGUUCAUAUUAAGUUGAAUUUUAAAUAUUUGAAACACUUAAAUGAGGAUCUUCAUUAACAGCCGCUCUUGAAAGGAAAAUAAAGGCGAUGGAGAUGAGAUGCUUCAGAAGCAUUUUCGGCAUCUGCCAUAGGGAACACAUCUCCAAUGAUACAGUGAAAGAAAGGGUUCGUCAGGCAAUGAGGGAGUUCGAUGACCUACUAGUGACUGUGAAAAAAACGCAAACUACAAUGGUACGGCCACCUAACAAGGAAACAAGGGCUUGCCAAAGAAAUAUUGCAGGGCACCACAAGAGGAGGGAGAAGAAGAGGAAGACAAAGAAAAAGAUGGGAGGAUAACAUCAAAGAGUGGACAGGACUAACACUGGGCGAUGCAGUGCGUAGUGCUGAAGACAUAGAGGAAUGGAGGAGGAUGGUUCACAUGUCAUCUGUGGCGCCUCAACGAUCCAAGGACUAAGGAACAUGAGUAUGAGGAGGAAAUGAGGAUCUUGCUCAUUUUUCUGAGUAUGGAGUUGGAGACAAUUUAAUUAAAUUGAUAAUUUUGUGUUAUUUCAACUAGUGUAUGUAAAUCUGUAGUCCAACAAAGAAAAGUUUACAUUUGAACACAUUUCAGAUAAAUGCUUCAUCGCCAUAACCAUGAACUCAGUCCAGUUUGCCAAAAGUAUUGUUAAUUAUGCUGAAGACCUUCUGAAACUGUUCAACAGUGAAUUAGAAGACACCAUUGCUGAGGUCCUUGCAGCUGUUUACAAGGCACAAGUCCUACAUAUUGAAACAUCCUUAAAAUCAGAGCAGUUUAAGAAGGAGGUAGGAUGUUGUUUUUUUUUAAUUUCUCUCAAAAAUUGCUAUAAUUGGUAGUCAUAAAGGCUUAUUAAUAUUUUGCUUGUUAAUGUCCAACAAGAGCUGGUCUAAGAACUCCAGAAAUCAUAUGAACUUUUAUUAUAAGAACUCACUAAAAACUACUUAAAAUAAGUAAAAAAGAUGAUUUUCUUUUUAAUAUACAAAAAUAGAUUCACAAUAUUUACAUCUUCUCUUAUUCAUCAGCAAUCAUUGAUACUCAAGAAUUCCCAGUUUUUGCUUGAGGUGGUGAUGGCUAAAAUAGAAUCUCUCUACUCUUCCAUGAAUGUUCCCUUCCCAGUCAAACUUCAACAAGUCAAUGCUCACUUCAGAAAACUCAAAGCUUUGAUUAACAAAUAAUCAUAGCCUGAAAGCUGAACAAGUCACACUAUAAUUAUACUCCUGAAUUUUGAGAUGAAUGAAAAACAAAGAUUAUUGGCAUUGCUGAUCCUAAAGUAUAUUGUCUUUAUCCUACAUCUAGAAAAAUUUCAGGAUAAAAUGAUAGAAAGGUUCUUUCUGAUGAUGUUUCCUGAAAAUCAUAAAUUAUGUGGAGUGUGUUAAGUUUGAUGCAAAAAUAAAUGUGUUAGUUAAGUUAAAGUUUAAAUAAUGUAACUUUUUAGUUACCCAGGCUCUGGUUGGUAAUGUAAGUCUGUAGUGGCUUGCUGACUAAAGAAGCACUGCCACAGGCCCCCUGGCAUUACCCAGGGAACAAAACCCCCAUAGCUUGCGCCUAUGUUGGUAGACAAGGGACAUGCAUGGUAUCUGCCGAAAAUCGUAGCAUCUACAGGGCUACCAGCUGUGGAAAAUCUGCAGUUGGAUUUAAAAAGGCAGAAACAGGGUAGGGAACAUGAUUAUGUGUUGCCCUUAAUCUAUAUGAGGCAACGGUGGGUAGUGGCAUCCUCAUGCCGAUGAUUUUAUUUGCACAGCAUUUGAAAAACUGUUCCUAGCCACCAUUUUGUCCCAUGUGCUUGGUAAAUUAGUUGUGAGGUAGAAACCCAUUGUAAAAAUCCAUAUUAGAGGGCCCCUGACACUUGCCCGGGAUGGGACAGGGAAGAUUUUAGGACAUAAAUAUACCAUCCCAACCCCCUGGGAAAGUCGACCGCAACCGGAUGUCCUUGGGCUGGGAUUGCCUCCAUUGGUACCUGAUCGAGUUGGUGCUGGUGGGGUCUGUCCUGGUUAAAGGAGAUCUCAAAUGUGCUGCUUCGUGGUCCAAUACUCUGGCCUUGGAGAGGGCAUAAAGAGCUUGGUACUUGCUUGAUGGCUCUCUGACACCAUUUCCUAAUGUACAAUUUCAAUAAGCAAACAUUUAAUAUUGCAUUAAUAAGCUAAUGGCUUGAGUGCUUGAAUCACACAGUAUUUUACUACUGUACUGUCUCUGAUUUAACUCCAUGGGUCGUCUAUACCAGGGCUGCUCGUCUCCUGAAAAUGAAUGGACAAUAUGCAAAUUUAACUGAAAUGACCUGUCUGUUAAAGCUCAUAAAAACAUCUAAUUAUCUGUCAACACAAAAAAGAGACAUUAUAGACAAAGGUUUAGAUGCAGUACAAAAACUGAAAAUGUAACAGUAAAAGUUACUUCUGCAAUGAUCAACAGUAUCAACUUGUGUGAUCAUAAGCUCAAGAAAUUCAACACUGAAAAGAAUUUCAUACAAUAAAUGUAUGCUGUUUCGAUAUGGACAUAGCAUCAUAGUUUCAAUAUUUUUUUUUUAAAUAUAAAUGUGAAAAGUUUCCUAGUUAAAACAGGAAUUCCAUUUAAUAAAGGGGGAAAAAAAUUGACAACUAAAGAGUUUUUAAAUGUAAAUUUUCCUUGCAUUAAGAAUGUGAUCCAUAGUGAUUGGUGUUUAUUAUAACAAGACUAAACUUUGUAUUCUUUAUUUAAGUUUUUUACUGGUCACUAAAAUUUGUGUAAUAUAUUUGUGUAGUAAUUGUUAUUUCAUUGCUGUCCACUGUACAUUGUUUAUUUCAAUAGAAUAUAUUAUUUGAUAAUGAACCAAAGAUAAAUAAAACAAAAGAUUCCUCAUGUUCAAAUGUUUUUUGUUUACCUCUGAUGUUGUACCUUGGAUGUAGGCCUAUAGUUUAAGCAUAUCAUGUAUUUUACAAUGGCAAAUGAAUCAUUCAUCUUAGAUAAAG
Lymnaea stagnalis (great pond snail) is the source of this 12348-nucleotide messenger RNA. The record is from the annotation of a GenBank genome assembly. NCBI's taxonomy places the organism in Eukaryota, Metazoa, Mollusca, Gastropoda, Lymnaeidae.